Messenger RNA from Rhea pennata, 4419 nucleotides. RefSeq names its product ectonucleotide pyrophosphatase/phosphodiesterase family member 5 (gene ENPP5). Bases 44 to 1471 code for a protein of 475 amino acids. NCBI's taxonomy places the organism in Eukaryota, Metazoa, Chordata, Aves, Rheiformes, Rheidae. The record is from RefSeq and is a predicted model, not a curated record. The transcript has 4 exons.
CCGUCGCUCUUCGCCUGUCGUUGCGGGGACGCUGACAGAUACCAUGUUGCCUCAGAAGAGGGGAAGAACACCUUCCAGAAUAGCUGUGAACUGUUACUGGACGAUCUUGGCAGUUUGCUUACUAUUUUUUCCAGAUGCUUUCCCUCUCCAGCAAGACCAGCCCAGAGUGUUGUUAGUGUCUUUUGAUGGAUUUCGAUGGGAUUACAUUUAUAGAGUAUCAACUCCCAAUUUUCAUUAUGCCAUGAAGAAUGGUGUUCAUGUCAAACAGGUCACUAAUGUGUUUGUAACUAAAACAUACCCCAAUCAUUAUACAAUGGUGACAGGUCUGUUUGCAGAAAGCCAUGGUAUAGUUGCUAAUGAGAUGUAUGAUCCUGUUCUGAAUGAAACUUUCUCCAUGAACAAAAUGGAGAUCUACAACUCAAAGUUCUGGGAAGAGGCCAGUCCAAUAUGGGUAACCAACCAGAUGGAAGGACAUAGAAGUGGAGCUGCUAUGUGGCCUGGAACAGAUGUGAAAAUACAUGGAGUCCUUCCUACGUAUUAUAUGCCCUACAAUGAAUCUGUUUCAUUUGAAGAUAGAGUUGCUAGGCUUAUUGACUGGUUUACAUCAGAAGAACCUGUAAACUUUGGUCUCCUAUACUGGGAACAGCCUGAUGAGAUGGGCCAUAUUCUGGGCCCAGAAAACCCGCUUAUGGGUCCAAUAAUUAGUGACAUUGACAAGAAGCUGGGCUAUCUUAUGUCUGAACUGAAGAAAGCAAAACUGUGGGACACAAUAAAUGUCAUAAUCACAAGUGAUCAUGGAAUGUCACAGUCAUCCUCCGAAAGGCUCAUUGAGCUUGAUCAGUAUGUGGAUAGAGAGCUUUAUAAAGUGAUAGACUAUUCUCCUGCAGUAGCUAUUUUGCCAAAAGAAGGCAAACUGGAUGAAGUAUAUAAAGCUCUGGCCAACGCUCAUCCCAACAUGACUGUUUAUAAGAAGGAGCAGAUUCCAAAUAGAUUACAUUACAAGCACAACAGUAAAAUUCAGCCAAUCUUAGCGUUGGCUGAUAAAGGAUGGGAGAUUGUACACAACAAAUCUGACCAUUUUCUGUUGGGUAAUCAUGGAUAUGACAACAUCUUACCAGAAAUGCAUCCAAUCUUUUUGGCAUUUGGGCCUGCUUUCAGAAAGAAUGCCACCAAAGAAGUCAUGAAUGCUACAGACUUGUACCCCUUACUGUGCCAUCUACUUGGUAUCAAUCCACUGCCGAACAAUGGUUCAUUCAGUGCUGUGAAAGAUAUUCUUGCUGAGGUGGUUCCAAGACAGCCUUAUCCUGAAGCCCGUGAAACAGAGUCCUAUGCUUACUUAAUAGGAAUCUCUCUUGGCAGCAUUCUUGUUAUGUUUUUUCUUUUUGUUUUUGUUAAGCAUUUAACCCACAGCCAGAUAAAUACCAUGCAAGUACAACAUACUGAAAUUGCCCAGCCACUGUUACAAGACUGAUAGUACUUGCCAGUGGAGGCACCAUAUGCUUUUUUCCUGUUUGACACUUAAAAGAAGCUUCCACAAAAUUAAGUGGCUCAGCAGAAAUAUGUGGAGUAAAACAAAAUGGGUACUGAUCCACUGGUACACUGGAGUACAUAAAUAUCAGGUACAUACAGAAGGAGCAUAUUUCUGUUUCACCCUGCAUCCACGUAAUCUUUCAGAGGCUGAGAGUAUUCUCGGUAAACUGGAAAGCUGUAUGUGUACCUACAUACAUAUAGUAAUACAUGUAGUAACAAUAGACCUUGAAUACCUCAUCCUGAACUGCUGAUACAGAAGUAACAUCAACUGAGGUGCACUUCAUAGAAUAUUACAUAGUGAUUUAACUUCUUUUCUUCAGUGAGCUUUUAAGUCUCUUAGAUUCUAACAAGUCAGUGAACGUGACUAGACUGUGCUUUUGAGGUUUUUCUUUCUGGCCGAAGGAAGUGCCAUAAGAGAUCACCAUUAGAGAUAGCUUGGUGGAUGGAGUCCUACAGAAUACAGCAUUAAGCUAGGUCACACACUCCUAAAUGUCUAAGUUUAGAGCUGGGCAUGUUCUGAGUUCUGUGCAAGUUGUAGCACCCAAAAUGCUAGUGUAGGUGGUCCUGCCUUUAGUGAUCAGCAUUAAGGGUUAAGGAACAUGCUGUACAAGCUUUUUUUCAGAGGGCUACAAAGCUCACCACUGGGUCUAAAGUCAGAUCCAUCAAUGAAGACAGUUUGUUAGGGUGAGCUUGCCUGCCGUCUUGUGUUUCAUCAGAUGUGUCUGGGUGGGCCCUUAAAACUUUAUCAUCUCUAAAGACUAGACACAUAAUUAUAAGGAGAAGUCUUAGAAAAUAUACUCUUGAAAAAAAAACUCUUAAAAAAAACAUGCUUUAAUAUGAAAUAAGACAUAAGAUUAAAUUGAAUUGAAUAAGAUUGAAGUUUGUUCUUCCAGGGGAAAGUCUGUAUUAGGAAAAACUUAAUCCUAAGUCAGACAAAACUAUGAAUUACUCUGAUUCUUUUGAGGCGGGGUUGCUGAAGUAAGUCUUCCCUCUGUUGCAGCCUUUUCCAGUGAGCUCACUUACUUAAAUGAUAGCUGAGAAGCUGCUGACUGAGGUUUUAUGAAAGACGUGGUGUUUAGUGAGAAAACUUGUCUAAUUAUCAGACUUCUAAAAAAGCUGAUUUUUUUUUACUCUGUUUGAGUUAGUAUUUGUAUACAGACGUGUUGUCUGAAUACAAUACGUGAAGGAGAAAAAGAUUCUUUCCAAAUUGACUUACUUAAAUAUUCAGUCUGGUAUCUCUAUAAGUGCAAUUUAUUGGUGUGUGCACGUGCAUUAGUGCUAAUGCUUUAUUUGAAAAGUGGAUUAUACUUUCCUCGAAACAGUGGAAACAGCUUUAUUCAUAGAGAUAAGAACAUCUUGGCCUUGGAGAGUCUCUAUGUCAAGAGAAACUAUUGAUGUGACUUAGUGAGAAAAGGUGACUUAACUGAAAUCCAAAACUUUUUCUACUAAACUUAAUUCUAGACUUAAAGGAUGACAUCUAAGUGGGUUCAGAUGGGAAUUUUCACUUCUUGCUGCCUCAGUGAUGAUUCUACUGUGCUAUGUUACUUCUGACAAAGUGAGCACUGGACAGUUUGUAAUCGGUUGGAUACCUCAGUGAUUGCAGAGACGCUCGGAUAGCAUUAAACUCUGAUGUGGAAGGAUUCCAGAGACCACAGCUAAAUGCAGCGAAGGCUUGAGAGGGAAGGCAGUGAAGCACACCAGUAUCUUAAGGUAUAUGCUGAAAUUCUAAGUCUAAUAGUACCUUUAAGAAGGCAGGAAACUAGCAAAUGUGUUGGAAGCCAGCACCUUAACUUUGGGAUAUGGACUGCUGUGCAAUGUAAUCUGACUCAUCUCUGCAGUUCUCCUGUUACUGUUCUGGUACUGUUUGGUAUUUCUCCAUGCCCAUUCUCUUAAGAAAAUACUGAAGGAAAACAUCUGAGAUAGCUGUGCCUGACAUCGUAAAGCCCAUUCUUAAUGGAGCAGACCAUUAGGUACGCCUUAAGUCUAAUUUGUUGACACCAGCUUGUCUUCAGUAGCUGCUUCAGCCCCUCGCUUUGGAACAUGCUGCUAUAAUAGAAAUUUCCUAGCAAUACUAAUGGCAGAUGUUAAAUUAAUGAUUAUAUCUUCAGAAGGGUGCAUUAGACUCCCUCUUUUUUAUUGUGACAGGUGAGCCAAGGUGAGCCCUGAUCCUUAAGGGGCAAAGUUGGUCAGCAUUACUCAGUCAUGCUAGCAUUUAUGUCCUGCCUCCCCAAGCACAUGCCAGGGAAGAGCAGCAAGUUUCCACUCAGUGCAUUUGGGAACGUAGUAUCCAAAGUGGUUGGCUAGGAACGCAGGCAUGAGAAUGCUCUUCAAUGUCGUCGUUCUGUAUUGCACUGUAAGGCCCUUUCUGAAGAGGGCAGCGUGACACUUUGUAGACAACUGAAAUCUUCACCAUUCAAGUAUUUCAGUUGAGGUUAAACCGUAUUUCUUUAUUGUUUAGAUAUAUUUGUAAAUAAUCUUUUAGGCAGUAGUUACUUUGUUAGGAUAUUUGCCUAGCCGAUACUAAACACUGCUUUGUUAGUGUGCGUGUAUGUUUAACGAACAUGAAAGCACAUAUGAUACCAGUGGGGAGAAGGACCAACUUUUCAGACCUGUGAUGGGAGAUUCUUUAGACUUUACCUUUCUAGGUGGGGGAGGGCACAGGAUUUGGAUUUUGUCUAUUUAGUACCUUUUAUGAUUUAUGAACAAGUUUGUCAGAAAGUGGGUUUGAGUACGCUAUAUAUUGGCUUGUAGCUAAAGCUUGAGAAUUGAAAAGCUUGCAUGAUUCUGUGCUGCUUUGCUGACCUGUGGAACAUACUCUGAUAUGUCUAACAUUUUCUUCCUGCUUGGAAAUUUCAGAGUUGAAAUAUAUAUUUGCUCUGUGCUAGCAAA